This is a messenger RNA of Dujonia railenensis, 975 nucleotides long. Lineage: Eukaryota; Fungi; Ascomycota; Pichiomycetes; Serinales; Debaryomycetaceae. The record is from the annotation of a GenBank genome assembly.
AUGUACAUAACGGAUGAUUUUAUCCCCACAUUCGAAAAACCACCUCAUUUAAGACAAUUGACAGUGGCUAGUAGCAAUAUAGAUUCAACUAUAAGCUCAAAUUUGAAGAUUUUAGAUUGCGAGUUAAUUAAUGAUAUUAGUUUAGUGGGAAAUCCAUUACACAUUCAGUUUAAAUUAAAGAACCUAUCGCUGUUGAAAAAAUUGACUCUUCUGUUCGAUGGAGUUCCCACUGAUACCUUAAUUGAGCGGUUAGUCCUCAAUACGGAUAGUGUAUCAGAAUUUACAUUGAUAUUUGGCUCAACAUAUUAUCACGCUAGAAGACAAAAUUAUAUCCAAGAAAUAGAUGAUGAGUUUUUAAAAUACUUGAGUUUUCCAAAGUUGAAAAGACUAUCUAUUUUCAGUCGAGAUACAAUCAACGAUCAUUACAAAUUUAUUCUUCCAGACUUUAAUGAACUAAUUGGGAAAUUUCCUCCUUUAGAAGUACUUCAUUUAAGCUUAGGUUGCGAAUUCAACCUUGCCAUCUUUUCAAAUCUAUCAAAGCACUAUAACACCUUGACAAGAUUUGUCUGGAUAGGAAACAUGACAGGCGAGAUGUACCCAGACUAUGAAGUGAUCAAGGACUUUAGGUUUGACAUGAUAAGAGGACUAUUGCUCAAAUUACCAUUGGAGCUCGGAAGAGUAAAUUGCAAAUUUCAUGAAGGUGAAGGUAGUAUAUUUGAAACUAUAUUCAAACAAUCAAUGCGUUUGCUAGGUAGUACCAGAGGCAACAAUUACUCAAGGCUAAGUUCUUAUAAUUAUUGCAAAGGAGUGAUUGAUAUUGAACUGGACUUUAUAAAUAAUGUAGUUAUGACAUGUGAAGAAAGAUUCUUACCUAAAUUUGAGAAUCUACGCUAUUUGAUCAUCAAUGGCUUGCAUUUUAGAAUCUUUGAAACGUUCGACAGCAAGAGGGAGAUGGUAUGUGUCUAUGAUAGUUAG